Thalassophryne amazonica is the source of this 1850-nucleotide messenger RNA. It is a transcript of the gene pex11g, whose product is annotated as peroxisomal biogenesis factor 11 gamma. The coding region runs from base 158 to 898 and encodes 246 amino acids. Gene Ontology annotation, biological process: peroxisome fission. Gene Ontology annotation, cellular component: peroxisomal membrane. The transcript has 5 exons. The record is from RefSeq and is a predicted model, not a curated record. Lineage: Eukaryota; Metazoa; Chordata; Actinopteri; Batrachoidiformes; Batrachoididae.
UUCAGGUCUCAAAGUCCAACUGGGGUUUUUCUCUGAUCUCUGUGGGGAGUUUCUGUUGUUUAGAAAUGUAGCUUCCGUUAGAUUAUUAUUAUUAUUAUUAUUAUUAUUAUUAUUAUUAUUAUUAUUAUUACUGCGUGUGUGUGUGUGAGCUGAUAACAUGCAACAGGCUGUGGAUUCUGUGGUCAGCGUGCUGGAGUCCUACAGAGGAAGAGAUAAAGUUAUCAGGACGCUCUGCUAUGGCUCCCAGUUGGUAGGGGGGAUCCUUUCCCAGAAGCCAGAAGAAGAGGAAUCGUCCCAGUUUGGGAGGAGUCUGCUAUUAUUUUCUGGUCAGCUCAGCCACUGCAGGACAGUGCUCAGGCUUUUUGACGAUCUGUCCAUGCUAGCCUAUUCGUUCAGUUAUGGGCUGGGAGCUGAGGAGGAGGAUGCAGGUGUGCGCUGGAUAUCUGUGCUGACAAACGUGGCUGAUCAGCUGUACUACCCGUGUGAACACAUCGCUUGGGCUGCUGAUGCUGAGCUCAUUCGAAUAAACUCUAAUAAAUGGUGGCUGUUCAGCGUCAUGCUGUGGGGAGCCUCACUGCUGCUGGGAAUCCUCAGGUCUGUCCACAUUCUGCUGCUGCUGAAAAAGAAGCUGAAGAGAUGUGAGAUGGACAGAAGUGGAAUGAGUCGCACUCAGCUCCAGAGGCAGAUGAGAAGGGAGCUGCUGUCAGUCAUCAGCAGCAUGGCCGACCUCGGCAACGCCAUUCACUGGAUGCCGCCCGGCUUUCUGUGGGCGGGGAGAUUCCCCAGCUGGCUGGUGGGGCUACUGGGCAGCAUCUCCUCUGUGAUUGGUUUGAUCCAAAUGAACUCCGGUAGGCAGUCCGACAGUGUCUUGUUAUCUUCAUCUCAUCACGAAGAAUGAUUCAGAUUCACAAUUUUAUGAAUGAUCUACUGUUUGUUAUAAAAUGACACUCCCUGCACCUUUCAAGAAAUAUUUUUAGAAAAGACUUUAGGAACACCAUUUUUUUUCUUUUUAAUAAAUAAAAUACUUUAAUUUAAAAAUCAUGCUAAUAAAAUGACAUUUUAUAGGCCACCUGUUCAUCCUUUUUGUACUAAUGUGCUGUGCAGCUGUCACUGGGAAGUUCUGCUUUUCUGACAUUACAUUACACUGGCACACCAUAUUUCAUGGUUGCUUGAGAGUUGUUUGAUGACUUUGCUGGAUUUAUCACCAUGAAUUUUAAUGUUUGCAUCCUCACUUCUCGGGUACACAGAAAAGAGCUGGUAUGGUACUGCACAGUGCUUCAUCCCAACAUUUUCAUUGUAAAAAUGUACUGCGCAUGGGUUUUGUUUCUGUAGAAACAAUAAAUCAUGAACAAAUACGUUUACAGUGUGCAUGGUGAUGAAAUAAAAACACACACUAGUAAUAUUUAGACUCCAACUGCUUCCAUAGAAAGUUAUAGGGAGCUGGUCAUUGUCUUUUGGGGAAUGAACAUUUCAUAGGUAUUUGCUGCUAGCUCUUAUUGUGGAUAUAUUGACAUAUAAAAGGCUGGACCGUGCCUGUCAGACAACCCCUGUGUUUUCAAAUGUAUUUCCUAGGGGGUUACAUUGUAUAUAAGGAACAAUACAGUGUUUUAGAUUUUUUUUUUUGUCUUUUAUUAUUUUUUUAUUAUUCUGCAGGAGAGGACGUGGAACGGAUUCUCAUUACGGUCAGAUACCACUUAGAUGAGACACUUAAACUUAUAACUAAAUAGUAAUAAAGAGGGGUUUUUUUGCCACUUAUCAAAGUUGGUUGCCUGGUGUUUGGCAACAGAACUUGAGUUUUUCAUGAAAACCAUCUGUGUUAUGAACAAUACAGAAGAAGCUGAAAUGUAAAU